AAUUGAGAGUAAUAAUAAAAAUUGUUAUGAAUUUUUUCGAUGGAAUGAAACGAUUGCGCUGAAGUGGACACCGAGACACGCAUAUGGGGAACCAGGAUGCGGUGGAUCGGUUACGUGGCCACGAUAAUCUGGUGGUCGAGCGUCGCCAGGUCUCUGAGCACGUUGAAUCGAGGUCACAGCUACAAAAUAAGUCCGAAACCCUGUCGUGUACAUCAGAGUGUUGGUGGAAGUAUACAGGGUACUUGUAUGUUCGUCUGGGAGUGCAUCAAGUCAGAGGGCACACACGUGGGCGUAUGCGUUGAUACAUUUAUGUUUGGCAGUUGUUGUGUUCACAAGAAUGACACCAUUACUCCACAUACAACCACUGAUAGCAGUACCACACUGGGCCAUCACUCGUUGUCAACGAUAUUAUCAUCUGUAUCAUCAGUGACUGUUGAGCCUUCUAGAUUAUCAGACACUACUUUAAAUAUUGCUGCAACAUCGAGACCCGGUGGCUCGACUCAAGAGUUGACAGUCAGACCUGUCAGGCCUAUUUAUUCAGUGAGUCAUACUAAUAGGCCCAAGAGGCCUUACCCACAGUCCCAUGAUUUUCAAUCGUCACCGGCUAGGCUUCCGGACGAUGGAAAGAAUCAAAUGGUCGAUGAGGAUGAGGUGGGCAAUCAGCGGAUAAGACCCGGUGAUUUGUAUCUCGGGGAUAAACCCGAGAAAACGGCAUUUACCAAUGUACCUCCACCUCCACCACCACCACCACCCAUUCCACCGGCUACUAAUCAGCAUUAUUCUAAUGAGAAAGAGGAGGACAAUGUGAUCACGAAUGAGACGCACGGUGAUCCUCUCACCGCAGCUAGUAUCAAUGCAAUACGCACCGAGAAACCACCGGCUCACUGGUUGAUCACCAAUUCACCAUCAUCGAGCAUUUACUCGAGCCUGAAGACACCGACCUAUCGUCCUGGGACAGUGUUCGGCCAUUCGGCCUCCACCGAGACAAGACCCGAUUUCAUAUCAAAGCCCCACGAUCAGAAAAAACCGAGUAAACUGUGGACAACAUCCAAGUCCACGUAUCUCCAGACUGAUCACACAAGUACAUCAACGGAAUCAUCUCUUGGGCAAACAACCCACUGGCACGUAACGACAGAGCCGGCAUUCGUGACAAAGCAAAAAAAUCCAGGCCAUCCAUCAUCCCCGAGUCGUCCUGGCUAUCCUGUCGGGCAUUUUUGGGGGGAUAAUACCUGGAGCCAUCCCCCAAGUGAGGAACGACCGUCAUGGACAGACGAUCGCAACACCAAUGGAGAUACCGAGGAAACCAAUAAAAAAUACUCAGACAAACAUCCAGUCAGCGAGAAUCACCAGAACAAACCAGGAUAUGGCAAACCUCAUUAUAUCCCGUCGAGUCAUUACAUUACGACUGCGGAUGUUGGAUCACUGACACGACCAAAACCAACGAGAAGAAGAACACCCCAGCCACCCAGAGUCGUUGCAACAACGAUUUAUCCAGUGAAUAAUGAGUUGUCAUCGAUUGCAAUGACAACAGCUAUGAGGACGACAUCAUCAACGCCGAGAACAACAAUCUCUACGACAGUAUCGACAACAGUAUCAACGACAAUGACAACAACAACGACAACUGAGUCAGUGAUACCUAAGAAGAGCCCAUUGGGAUCCGUUCCAACGGUCUCAGCUGUUCCUGCUAAUUCAGAAAGUGGUAAAGAACGCGCCCAGUGCGGUGUGCCACCAUUAUUUCCACGUCCAGAAACGCGAAUUGUCGGUGGAAAAGCAGCACCAUUUGGCAGGUGGCCAUGGCAGGUAUCCGUACGUCGGACAUCAUUCUUUGGUUUUUCAAGUACUCACAGAUGUGGUGGUGCUGUACUAAAUGAGAACUGGAUCGCAACUGCUGGACACUGCGUUGACGAUUUACUGACCUCGCAGAUUAGGAUCCGGGUUGGUGAUUACGAUUUCUCAUCUGUACAGGAGCGUUUGCCUUACGUAGAAAGAGGUAUUGCUAAGAAGGUCGUACAUCCCAAAUACAAUUUCUUCACUUACGAAUACGAUCUUGCUCUUGUGAGACUGGAGAGUUCCCUCGUUUUUGCCCCUCACAUAUCACCAAUAUGUUUACCAGCAACUGAUGAUCUUCUUGUUGGUGAAAAUGCCACUGUCACUGGGUGGGGAAGACUCAGUGAAGGAGGUACAUUGCCCUCGGUACUUCAGGAAGUAUCUGUCCCUAUUGUGAGUAAUGACAGAUGUAAGUCGAUGUUCUUGAGAGCUGGUAGACAUGAAUUUAUACCCGAUAUAUUUCUGUGCGCUGGGUAUGAGAAUGGAGGACGUGACUCAUGUCAGGGUGACUCCGGUGGCCCUCUGCAAGUUCGUGGUAAAGAUGGUCGUUACUUUCUCGCUGGAAUAAUAUCCUGGGGUAUCGGCUGUGCCGAGGCUAAUCUACCGGGUGUUUGCACGAGAAUCUCCAAGUUUGUUCCCUGGAUCCUCAAGAAUGUCACUUGAAACUAUUUAAAUAACUACACCGAGAAAAAAAUGAGCGAUCGAGCUCCCGUUCGACUGUACAGACACUCAUAUACAUAAAACGAACAACAAUAAAGCGAACAAAUCAUUACUGCAUAUAGAAUAUAUUUAGCACAUAACGAUCAAUCGAACGGAGACAAAUUGAAAAAAAAAAAAAAAAAAGAAAUCACGAUGAUUCAUAAUAUAUUCGCGUAGCUCGUAAGAAUCAACUCUUCAUUAAUUUCGUGUUUAUAUUAUGGUCUCUGAGAGUGUAUUCGAAUGAAUGAGUUUAUCGCAGCUAAUGAAGAAAAAUAAAAACGCGAAUGGACGCCAAAGCUAGUGAACAAAACAGAAGACGAUAUUUUCCGCGAAUUGUGUUGAAAGAAUACAUCUCCCUGAUGGAUCCACGAGGUAGCCAGUAUCUUGCCUCCUCGAUUGCCCCUUGUAUACAAAUAAUGCUACAAAACAACAAAUAGCCAAUAUACACUACUUUGUUGAUGAUUUUCAACUGUUCUUAGAUUA
Fopius arisanus is the source of this 3009-nucleotide messenger RNA. RefSeq names its product serine proteinase stubble. Gene Ontology annotation, molecular function: serine-type endopeptidase activity. The coding region runs from base 97 to 2490 and encodes 797 amino acids. The record is from RefSeq and is a predicted model, not a curated record. The transcript has 9 exons. Gene Ontology annotation, biological process: proteolysis. Lineage: Eukaryota; Metazoa; Arthropoda; Insecta; Hymenoptera; Braconidae.